This is a messenger RNA of Galendromus occidentalis (western predatory mite), 1241 nucleotides long. RefSeq names its product allatostatin-A receptor. Bases 243 to 1241 code for a protein of 332 amino acids. Gene Ontology annotation, cellular component: plasma membrane. The record is from RefSeq and is a predicted model, not a curated record. Lineage: Eukaryota; Metazoa; Arthropoda; Arachnida; Mesostigmata; Phytoseiidae. The transcript is spliced from 6 exons. Gene Ontology annotation, biological process: G protein-coupled receptor signaling pathway. Gene Ontology annotation, molecular function: G protein-coupled receptor activity.
GUCGCGAUCAAUUUUUCGAGCGUUCCAUGAGUCGGGAGGCGUUUGCUGCUACUUUUCUGAAGCACCGCUCCACAGAUUGUUUCGCUAUCUGAUUCCGAGUGGUCUGAGGAGUACGUCGAUUUUCCAAAAUAGGGUGGCGAAACGGCGAGUCUGUGAGAACAUGAUGUUUCCGCAUUGGUAUCGGCUUUGAGUCCGCACAGUCCAUUCUGGAUUCGGACGGGUGGAUCAGACGAGAUUCCGACAUGAAUUCGCGUUUCCUCAUCUAUGUGCUCGUGCCAGGUCUCUUGGUUCCGACCUGCAUCCUUGCUGUGUGUCUCAAUCUCAUGGUGCUCGUCGUGCUGAAGUUUUCCUCCCGCAUGCGCUCGACCUCGAACACUCUUGUCUUCAGUCUUGCUCUGGCCGACCUGAUGCAUGUCGUCAUCUAUACCCCUUCGAAGAUCAUCCAAUAUCAUUAUUUCGACAUCUGGAUAUGGGGAGAAUGGGCUUGCCGUGGUCUGAUGUACAUCAGGGACGUCUCGUUGUGUGUCACCCAGUACACAUUGGUUUUGAUGGCACUGAACAGGUAUCUCGCAGUGGGCUUCCCCUCGAAUCGGAUCACACGUACUCUCCAGAAAAAUCUGGGGAAAGCAGCUUUGGCUGUGUGGUUGUUGACACCAGCAGCGAACCUCUUUGGCGUCUUCGUUUACGGCUUAGGCAAGCAUCCCGGCACAAACUCGGACAUCUGUACGUUCCUCUACUUCGGCUGGUUUUUCGAAUUUCGCCUCUUCGUGUUCCUGAUAUUUUCCGCUAUACCGGUCUCUUCGAUAACGAUCUUCUACGUAUUGCUGGCGAUCAAACUCCGCACCGGAACCAGAACCCAAGAAACUCCCAAAGCGAAACGCGCAGCUCGGAUGGUCUUGGGAUUCGUGAUUUCUUUCAUCGUUCUCUCGAUGCCACUUCAGGUGAUGACGCUGUGUUUCUCGGCGGGACUAUUCGGAUCCGAUGAUACUUUGGACAAUGACGCGCUGAAUUGGACCACCCUGGUUCUACUUAUCUGUCAAACUCUCACUCAAUUGAAUUGUAUCGUUGAUCCGUUACUGUUCAGUUUCAUGAAUACCGCCUUCAGACAAGAAGUGCGUCGUCUCCUCUGCAGGAAAGGACACUCACGUCGAGAGUGCCGUUGCGGUCAUCAAGCUACUGACGACACUCCAUUCACCGAAACCGUGGCGUUGACAUCGGUGACGCGCGUCGACGUGUCCUGA